UACUAAUAAAAUUCAAUGAAUUGCCAAUAUUGCCAUACAAAACAUCGUAAAUUCUAUUGUACUGAUUGCAUUAAAGAAAAGUGAGUAAUGGCUUCGUUAAUUACAAGGAAUUACUUGCUCAACUAUGCAAAAAACAAAUAUAUGUACAUAGAUUAGAUACACAUGAGCAGGAAUUCAGCACAUGCACUCAAGAAAAGAAUGAAGUAGUUGCUGAAGCCGACGAGUUUAUUCAAAAGGCAACCUUAAUACAAAACCUCAUUGCUGAAAAGAACAAGCGGUUACAACACAUUGAAGCUAUGCGACAAACCCAAAAGGGCUUAUUGACUGCCUGCAUUACCAAGUCAGCACGCAUACAGCAAUUAAAGAAUCAGAUCAAAGAUAAACGAAAACUUCUGGAAGAAAGUCUAAAACGAAAAUCACGCUUUGAUAAUUAUCACCCUGAUAAUCAAGCCUUGGAAAAGGCUUGGCUACGCACGCAUAAAAUUACUGUUGGCACUCGACGUAUUCUAGUCAAGGAAACCACCUCUUUAUUUGAGUUAAAACCAGGUCUUAUUGAAGAACCUGAAACACCCGUGAUUCAACAUCCCGAAUUACCUGCGUCUGGUGAAUCAUUCAUACCCGUCGAACAAGACCUGUAUAUCUGUGGUGUGACGCUUUCUUCCAGACUUAUUGAUGUAUCCAAGGUGCCAAAAGAAGAGCUCAAUGCUCCCAUAGGUCUAGUGAUCCAUAUGUUGAGUUUAAUUGUCCGAUAUCUGGGAAUCAAAUUACCAUUUGAAAUCAUCCGCAGAGGCAUUCGUCCUUACAUUAGAGCACUCAACAAGCAACACGUUCGUAAAUUUCCCUUGUUUCUGGAGGAUGAUGAGAAAAACUUUAAAAAGUUUGUUCACGGGAUGGCCAUGUUGAACUAUGAUAUAGCGUACGUGUGCCACACACAAGGCAUCCAAGUACCCAUCUGUCAAGUGGCCAACACCUUACAGAGUUUGAUAUCUAUCAGUCGUGCACCUCGUUUAGGAAUGUAAGUAAAUUUAAGCUAGUCUGAAUGGCAUUGCCAUUAUCUGACUUUUUUGCAUCAUAUGUAUCAGAAAAUCGCAUGCGACAUACUAUGACCAUAUUCGUGACUUGGAAUGUCCUCUUUUGUAUGAUCAAGUAUUACGAGCGACAACAUUG
Molecule: messenger RNA, 1167 nt
Organism: Mucor mucedo
Lineage: Eukaryota; Fungi; Mucoromycota; Mucoromycetes; Mucorales; Mucoraceae
Product: UV radiation resistance protein/autophagy-related protein 14
Exons: 4
Coding region: 297-1019 (240 amino acids)
Biological process (GO): SNARE complex assembly
Cellular component (GO): endosome; lytic vacuole
Molecular function (GO): SNARE binding
Source: RefSeq, a predicted model, not a curated record